CCCGCCAAAAAACCAGCCGCCCAAGGCACCACCCACUCAGCAUCAAAGCAGCCACUCCGUAUCAUGGUCUCUAGCGCCUUUCAAAGCUUUCCUACCUAAGCCAUCCCCAUUCAUUGAAACGACAAAGUCCGACCUCGCGUCUCGACCUGCGUCCGUCAACAAAGACGCCCAUCUCUUCUCCUCGACCCCCUCCUGGCCUCAGGAAUGGUAGGCAAACACGGGCUCCCUUCGGGUCUCUCCGACGCCCCGUUCUCCCCAGUUCACAAGAAGCGGCGUAUCGUCAAACAAUCCAACGCCUGGGACGAUGCAGAUGUCGCCCAAGACUCCCAGCACAAGGCUUUCACCAAGGAUGAUGCAGACGCGCUGUACCGUCAAGUGGAAGACUUUGAGAAAGGGUACCAAAAGGAAAGCUGCAAAGUCUAUACCGACACGUCUCCCCGCGACGUCGAGCUACGCAUCACCCGCGUCACCCUCCACCGCCACAACCGCUCGAUCCGCGACCUCCUCCACUACGCCUUCUUCCCCGAUGCCUCCCGCGUCCUUCGACCCUCAGACGAGACCUACCACACCCUUACUGCGCACCGCGCCGCUCUCACGCGCCACCAAGCCCUCUGGCACCACCGUCGCGCCCGCCGCCGCACCCUCCGCGCCUCCCGCGCCCUCGCCCUCCAAACCGUGACCCUCGCCGCCACCGAGGCCGCCCACGACGCCGACGCCGAGCACGACCCUAACGAUCCCCGGGAUCCGUCCCGCCACCGCGUCGCCUUUGCCCAGCGGAGGCGCUAGUACCGCACCGUCAAGCGCGACAUGCGCCGCAGGGGCCAGUGGGUCUCCCGCGCGGCGCCCGGUCCGGGCGUCGAGUGGGAGCCCUUCGACGUCCGCGGGGACCCGGGCGCCCGCGUGAGCUUCUUCGAGCCAGUCGCCGGGGACUGGAUCCUGCCGGCCCAUGUCAGGGACGCGCGGGACCUCGAUGUGUUCCUGAACCAGCUGGGGCUGCGCUUCACGCUGGUGGAGAGCCCCUUGAGGGACCGACCGUGGGCUUGAUGUGUUGGUGGUUGUUAUUGUUUUCUUCUUUGGCUUGUACUCGGAUGGUGAGGCUUGGUCCGGCUACUUUUUGGCCGGGGUAGAUACAGCCCUUCGCGAAAGGAUGCAAGCCUGGGAUUGCAGUUGGAGAGACGGCUCUUGUUGAUGAUUGGCUCGACAGUUUCGUGUUGGAUUACGUCUUGGUCGUAAGUGUUGACUUGGAUCGCCU
This is a messenger RNA of Colletotrichum navitas, 1252 nucleotides long. RefSeq lists its product as uncharacterized. The coding region runs from base 205 to 786 and encodes 193 amino acids. The record is from RefSeq and is a predicted model, not a curated record. Lineage: Eukaryota; Fungi; Ascomycota; Sordariomycetes; Glomerellales; Glomerellaceae. The transcript is spliced from 2 exons.